Molecule: messenger RNA, 2068 nt
Organism: Anolis sagrei ordinatus
Lineage: Eukaryota; Metazoa; Chordata; Lepidosauria; Squamata; Anolidae
Product: zinc finger protein RFP-like
Biological process (GO): innate immune response; regulation of gene expression; protein ubiquitination
Cellular component (GO): cytoplasm
Molecular function (GO): zinc ion binding; ubiquitin protein ligase activity; protein binding
Source: RefSeq, a predicted model, not a curated record
AUGGCUGCUGCUCCUCACGAUCCCCUCCAGAAACUCUGUGAGGAAGCCACUUGCUCAAUCUGCCUGGAUUAUUUUGACAAACCAGUGACCACAGAGUGUGGGCACAAUUUUUGCCAAGGCUGUCUUGAUCUACACUGGGGGAAUUCAGACAAAGAAGUUGCCUGUCCCCAAUGCAGGGAAAAAGUUCAGAGAGGAAGCCUUAGGCGCAAUCGGCUGCUGGCAAGCUUUGUAGACAUCACAAAGCAACUCGAAAAUCAAGGAGCCAAGAGGGGUGAAGUUGAGGGGGGAGUCUGUGAGAAGCACCAGGAGCCCCAGAAGUUUUUCUGCAAAGAGGACCAAACUCCCAUCUGUGUGGUGUGCGACAAGUCCAAGGAGCACCGAGAUCACAAUGUGAUUCCAGUGGAGGAGGCUGCUGAAGAGUACAAAGAUCAGAUCUAUAAGUGCUUGGAGGACAUGAGAAAGGAGAAAGAGAUUAUUCUGCGGCGUCAAGCAGACGUAGAAGAGAGGCAAUUUCUGACUCAGAAUUUUAUGAAAGCAGAAGAGCAAAGCACAGUUGCCACGUUUGCAGAACUACAGCAAUUUCUAAAGGAACAAGAGAAGUUUUUCCUGACCGAGAUAGAAGAUGUGAUGAAGGAGUUUCAAAUGACAAUCGAUGCACACUUGUCUAGAGUAUUGGAAGAACUCUCUUAUAUUGAAGGUUUCAUCCAGGAGUUGGAGGAGCAGCAGCAACUGCCUACCAUUGAAUUUCUGCAGGGUGUUCAAAGGAUCAUGCAAAGGAUUGAAGGGAGGCAGACAUGUAGAAAUCUCAAAUUUUCAUUUCCUCUAGCGCUUAAGUGGAAGAGCUGGACUGUCUGUAGUACAAAUCACUUCUUGAAGGGUCUCAUAGCAGAUUUCAAAGAUUCACUCUUGUCCGGAGAGCAGGAGCAGCAAGCAAAUAUAACACUGGAUCCAAACACAGCUCAUCCUCAACUCGUCCUCUCUGAGGACCUUAAAAGUGUGACGUGGAACGAGAAUUAUCAAGACCUGCCAGACAAUCCUGAGAGAUUUGACAAAUAUCCUAUUGUAAUGGCCUGCGAAGGAUUUACAGCAGGCAGACAUUUCUGGGAAGUCGUUGUGGGAAGUGAGGAGGAGUGGGUUGUGGGAGUUGCUUCAAAGGACGUGGACAGGAAGGGCUUUUUUGUCCUUAUCCCUCACAGGGGAUUCUGGGCUCUAGGGAAGUGGGGAGGUAACUAUAUGGCACUAACCUCUCCUUACAAGUCUGUCCUCACCAUCAAGCAUGAGCCCCAGAAGAUCAGAGUGCAUCUAAACUAUGCUGCAGGAAUUAUAGUCUUUUUCAAUGCUGACACAGGACACGAUCUCUUUGAAUUCUCUGAACUCACAUUUGCAGGAGAGACUCUUCUGCCCUUCUUUCGUGUGCAUGGAAAAGCCCACCUUACAGUCUCUCCUUGAUGCAAACUCCUUAAGGUCUACAUUUCCAGUUUUGUAAAGGCUUCCACUGAGGUUUGUUCAGUGUCUCUCACACUUACUCCUUUACAGGUUUCAUUCCAAAUGUAUUCCCUUUCUUUUAGGGUUCCCUUUUCCAUCUAUGUCUUGAUUUUUAAGAGACAGUAAUAUAUGAAGAGUCAUAAAUUAUGUUGGUCUGAAACCUAUUAGACAGGGUACAACAACCCUCAAGAACCUGUUUGUAUUUUCUCACUGAACAACCACCAGUUUAUGUAAGGAAGAAACAAAAAGAAGCAUAUUAGGGAGACCAUCAAGUACUGAGAUACAAAGGAAACAAACAUGGAUUUACAAGGAUAAACCAAUGGAAGAUGCUGCGAAAGACUGGAAACCAUUGAUGCAAUUUUUAACAAAAAAGGAAUCAAACACUGUAAUAAUUUGUGGCUAUGGUUGCUAGCAAUUUUAAUAAGAUUGUUGAUUUGGAUCUGUAGGACUUUGUCUUGCUUUCUUUCAUUGGAGCUUGGAUAGGAGUGUCAUUGUUUGUGUAGUAGUUCGCGUUCAAUGUUUUACUUUAAUAUUGUUAGAUUCAUUUAUCCAUUUUUGUUUAUUUUUUCCUGAAUUACUGGUG